GCUAGUAUACAGCACAGGAUUCACUACUUUAUUAUUGUCUGACCCAUUCUGACAGUUCGUAGGAAACACCAAGUGUUUCCUCCUCAAUCAUGUCGCUAAUUCUCGACCAUUCGCCGAGUGAAAGCGAGUGUUGACUCGUUAAUUAUUCAGUUUCUAGUUUGAUGCUGUCAAAAUAAGCAAUCAUACCGAAUAACUCAAAUCGGCCUAAAUCACUACUGGAGAGAGAGCGUCUGCAGAAAUAAAUAAAACAAACGGCGGGAGUAACAACAGCAGUGACUCCGAUUGGAUGUACGAGAGUCUUAAGAACAAAGCGAAAAUCAUUGAUAAAAAACCGGCAAACAGUAUCACCAGAGUUACCGACACCUGAUAAACCCAAAAUCACCUCCACCGAGGUGAUAAUGAAUUCGUCUGAUGCCACAAUUUCAAGUAACAAUCCUCUACCUUACACUGAUUUCAAUGCAAAUUUCGGUGGCCAUCGGGAAUUUAAUAGAAAAUUCGUGCAAAACCCAUUCGGUCUAGUCUGCAACAUCUGCGACCGCCUCUGGUUCAAAAACGACCUGACGAGGCUUCCUAAUCACUUCAAAAGACUAGUCUCCGUAGACUUCCCCGAGGCGGACCUAGACAACAUGAUAAUCUGCAAACAUUGCACGACUUCUCUGAGUUACAAUCACAUCCCCAUCUUCGCUAAAUCUAAUGGAUUCCAAUAUCCAGAGAGACCAGAUUAUCUUCCUCAGUUGGAUCCAAUAUCAGAGAGGCUCAUUUCUCCACGAAUACCCUUGAGAAAAAUCCAAAGACUACGCCAUGUGAAUACUCACUUUGAAAAACUCAUUCAGAUUAUCAAUAUUCCGGUAGCAGAGAAUAAUAUGGUUCACCAUUUGCCUAGAGAUAUGAAUGAUGUCUAUUGUACUUAUGUUGAUAUCGAACGAACGCAAGUUCGGAGAACGAAUCAUUUCACUGAGACGGUGAAUAAACAAGAUAUCGUCACCUGGUUACAAUAUUUAGCCACGUCCUCCCUCUAUAAGACCCAUGACAUCACGAUUGAUGAGUCCUUCAAUGAUACAAAAUCAAACAGCAAAGAAAGAGAUAACGAAAUGAUUUAUCAUCAGCCAAAUAGAGACAGUGUCAUCGCAGAACAGCAUACACUGCUAUGGAAUAUCGACAAGUACCUCAACAAAAACGACAAAGAGGGUGAAGAUGCUGAUCGCAGAUUAUACGAUGGAAACGCUGAAGAGCUGUCCUUCCCCUGUAUUUAUUUCGGCCAACCUAGAGUCUUCAAAGAAGGUCUGAAAGUAACACCUUCUAUGAUAAUCUCCAGUGAACUGACGCGUGCUGAUCGUCGUGGUGUAACUCCAGAUCAUCUCCUCUACAUGGCGAUGAAGAUAAUGAGAUUACGAGUUCGUGAAACUCUCAAUUCCGCCUGUAGUAAUGCAGAGGGAGAUACCAACACCGUCAAACAACAGAUUCUAUCAGAAGAGACUUUUGACCAGUGCCUUGGAAGCAAUCUUGGCUUCUUAAGAUGCAUACCGAAUUCGAUUUGGUUUUGGAAAGAACGGAAGCGAGACCUUCUUGCCACUAUGAGACAUUUGGGGAGGCCUACAUUAUCGCUGACUAUCAGUGCUAAUGAAAUCAGUUGGAUUCCUCUGUUGCAGCUAUUGUACAAACUGAGAAAUAACGGCAAAGGAAUUUCGGAAGAGGCUGCUUCGGCAUUGAAUUACGUCGAGAAAAGUAGAUUGGUAAAUGAUGAUGUGGUAACGUGUGUGAUAUAUUUCAAUAAGCUAGUUAAUGUGCUCAUCUCUCUUCUUCGGGGUCAAGAUGAUAAUCCGUUUCAAAAGUAUCGUGUCAUCCAUCAUUUCCAGAGAAUUGAGUUUCAAUAUCACCGAAGUCCUUGCGUUCAUAUCCUCUUUUGGCUGGAAAAUGCACCGAAAGAUCCACUCGGCGCUGACAAAGAGGCUGCCAUUUCCUUGAUAGAUCAGCUCAUGUCAGUGGCAACAAGAGAGGCUUCAGGGCAUAUCGAACUCCAAGCGCACAAACAUACUUCUGCAUGCUACAAGAAAGGAGCAAUACGGACUUGUCGGUUUCAUGCGCCGUUUAUGCCGUGUCGAUCCACUAUGAUCUUAGAGCCAAGUGACAAAACAGGACCUGAAUUCAUGAGGAAUGCGAGACAUUUUGAGAACAUCCGGAAGAAUUUGGAGAACUGUUCCUACUCGGACUUGGCUACAUUUUACAAAGCUAAUAAGAUAUUUUCAGACGUACAGUAUGUCAAUAUUCUUCGAACAGGAAUCACUCGGCCAAGAGUUUUUCUGAAACGCGAGCCCUCUGAAAAGUGGCACGAAGCCUUUAAUCCUUUCAUUCUCAAUGUCCUCCAAGGACACAUGAACAUACAAUUCCUUCCGGACGAACGAUCUUGUGCUGAUUUCGUUGUGGAUUACGUAAAUAGGACUGACAGGGGCAUCACUGAGCUGCAAGACAAGAUCAUAGAGAUAAUGGAUCAGAAUUCUGAAUUGAAAUUGUCCGAGAUCUUCAGGCGAUUGAGUGGUGAUCUGCUGAAUACCGUUGAAUUCACGAGUCAAGAGGCGGCAUGGUACUUGCUUCGUGAACCUAUAUCCAAGAGUUCUUCUACGAUAGCGCAUAUUCAAACUGUAUGGCCAUCAGCACGACAAGCGAUACGAAGGAAUUAUGAUGAAUAUGGGGAACUAGAGAUAGAGAAUGAAAAUUUCUGGAAAGAGAGUUGGUUCGUUAUGUAUGAGAAACGACCUGCUGAUCUCGAAACGGUCACACUUGCUCAAUUCGUUGCCCACUACACACGGAACUUCAGCAACACCGCGUAUGUGAAACGGAAAACUCCACGUAUAAUUCGUUAUCAAAAUUACAACCGGUUCACGCGUCUUAAAGACUACAAGCGAGAAAUGGUAACGCUCCAUGUACCUUUUCGCAAUGAAAAGCGAGAUGUCCUCGCUGAUAGGAAAUUCCUUGAGCUUUAUGAUAAACACCGGCAAGUGAUUCGCGCCAAUCGAAAGGAGUUCGAAUCAGAUAUGGAUAUCCAGGCAAUUAUGGAUAGAUGUAAUCAACUCUGCCGAAAGGAAGAUGUCAUCGACGAUGAGAUUGAUGUGAAUUACCUGGGGGCCACUAGUACAGAACAUGAUCCAUUCGAGGAGCUAUAUAAUCCCAGAAAUGCCGCGAUCACUAAUUCUAAAUAUUCAGGAGUCAACAAUCAGUUCGAAUUCAUGGCUGUGGAUGAAAUUAGCAGUGAUGUGGACAGUCAGGAGAAUUCGUUGGAUGAUGUAUCAUCCUGCGAGCCAGUGUUCAUAUUGCCUGAGGAAAUAGAGAUCCAUCCUAUGCACGGUAUGUUCAGACUCCUCACAGGAAAUGACUCACCAUUUGACGUGUUCCUGAGUGGUCCAGCCAAUUGCAAGAAGAUCUUCAUAAGUCGCCUACUCAUGGAAAUCUAUAAUUGCCAUGAGAAAAGUGGCACUUGCAAUGUGUACAUGAAUCUUGGAAUAACUGACAAGUCUGAAAUGCUGGUUAAUCAAUCAACCACUUAUACUGCUUUGUCAGUUUCCUUUGCUGAUGUUCUCAACUUGUCUCCUGAGGCCUCACGAAAAUAUCGGGAUUUAUUCGAAUACGUACAGGUAUUGAUAAUAGGAGAUAAUAAUGAGAUGAAUGGAUUGCUGUUGUCGCAGAUUGAUAAAAUUCUCAAACAACUGACCAACAAUUCCACUCUUCAUUUCGGUGGAAUCGAUAUAAUUCUGACUGGUGAUUAUAAGAAAUUGCCCGAGCUUCAGUGGAGAAGUAUUCAUCUUGUUUGGGAUGAACUCAAAUUUUUUGAUUUGACAAAAAUCAUAUCGCAGUCGAAUCGCCUGUUCUCAUUAUUGUUAUCAAAAAUUGGGCGCAAUGUAGAUUUGGAUGAGGCUGAGUUACAACUGCUUGAAUCUAGAUUCUUUUCCCGAGAAGAGGCCAAUCGAGUGAUACCCGAUGGAGUUCAUCUCAUGUUGUCGGAAGAAGCCGUUGAUGAGUACAAUAAAUCUAUCAUCAGAUCCUCCAAAGAUAAAGUAAUCUCGGAGGCGAACGACACUCACAUCUCUGAUGACAAAAUAGAGCAGAGGCAAUCGAUCCAAUCACUCCGUGAUGUGCCACUUGCUCAAGCCGGGGGUUUACCGUACGAAAUUAUAUUUGUGAUGAACAAAAUGUACAUGUUGAUAGCCUGCGUUGAUGACCUACCUGGAGUUCAGUUUGGAUUCUUGGGAAAAUUAGUGCACAUCGAACAUGAAAAGGAUAAAAUAAAGUGCAUCUGGCUAGAAUUCUACAAUAUGCCUCCAAAUAAUCUCUCAACUAACAUAAACAUCUGUAUUUACAAGCGAAAGAACAAGAUCAGUGAAAAAGCUGUACCCAUAAGAAGACAUACGUCCAAGAUUUUCGCGAAUGAUGAAAAAACGAUUAUCGGAACGAGAUGUCAAUUUCCACUGGUUUCUGCUUGGGCAAUGACUAUUAGCGACUCUCAAGGGUCACAUUUUAAUGAGAUCGUCUAUGAAUACAGUCGAGGUCACUCUCAGCAAGUUUUACACAUGGCAUUAUCACACAUCUCGAAUGUCACUAAACUCUACAUCGUCACUCCGAAUAAUGAUCCGACAUUUCAUCAGGGACGAAAGAAAGUAUCGAUCACAAGUUUACAGAAGUCUCGUGGAAUUGCUGUUGAGAAACCGAUGAUCAUGGCCAAAGCCAUCAUUGAUUUUAUCAACAGCAGAAGCCAGCUUGCGCUAUUGUCCUUCAGCUGUCAGGAUCUUAGGAAUUCAGAAGAUGUCAAUGCGAUUGUCAAUAUGAAAUCAAAAAUUCUACUCCUUGCGGAGAUGAGUUCGGAGAAAGAUGAGGCACUUGUCAUGCCUGACUUCAACUGCACAGCGCGGUUCAAACGAUCGGGAGCAAUUAGUGGUCCAGCUGCUAUCUAUCAAAGUGCUCGUGAUAGGACGAGAGUCGUCACAUGUCAUAUGGAUGUGUAUCUACGUCAAAGCACUUGUCUCAUUGUUAAUUCAAGCAGAGUUGGGGAAAUUUGUGCUGCCCGCUGCAAUCUGGAUAACAGUCAAACUAUUCUCACCGUCAUUAUGUAUGUGUCCGCGAAUCGAGAAAUCUCUCAAAUUAUUACAUUCCUGAAUGAAGUUCUUCUGAAAUACACUAUUCAAGGGGCUGCCUUACUUGGAACUGAUUUCGAUAAAAUUCCAAUUAUUUUGAGUGGAGAUUUCAACAUCGACUUUGAUUCCCCGGAGGCACAACCACUUGUUCAAUUUUUAGACACUGAAUUUAAUCUGAAAUUAACUCGCGAUGCUACAAGCACAAGUGUGAAAUCGAGGUCUAUAAUUAAUUCUGUUUUCUCCAGGUAUUUAGAGAAAUUACAAUUGACAACUUAUGUAUCAUAUUUUAGUUAUGACAGACCGAGCGAUUCUACCCAUGAAACUUUCCAAGAGAUGGAUAUUUUGUAAUUUCAUAUAAUAUCAUUAUUAGCCACCGUUUUGUCCCAUUUGUAUUAACUAAUAGUGCAAUGAUUUUGAGUAUUACAUUAUGAUUAUCUGUAAAUAUUAUUAGUAAAUAAAUGACACUGUACAUAAUAGUGUCUCUGUUUUUAAUUAUUCUCGUUAAAACUCAUAAUGAGCACUUCAAUAACAAAAAAUGUUCGAUAUUCAUUUUCCCUAUUAUCUCAUCCUCUCCUAUAGUAAAAAUGCUAAUCAAUAAAUAAUAAAUCUACAAAUAUUUUGAAAGGUUGAA
Molecule: messenger RNA, 5754 nt
Organism: Fopius arisanus
Lineage: Eukaryota; Metazoa; Arthropoda; Insecta; Hymenoptera; Braconidae
Exons: 2
Coding region: 399-5471 (1690 amino acids)
Source: RefSeq, a predicted model, not a curated record